Molecule: messenger RNA, 868 nt
Organism: Glycine soja
Lineage: Eukaryota; Viridiplantae; Streptophyta; Magnoliopsida; Fabales; Fabaceae
Product: protein NUCLEAR FUSION DEFECTIVE 6, chloroplastic/mitochondrial-like
Exons: 5
Coding region: 1-531 (176 amino acids)
Cellular component (GO): mitochondrion
Source: RefSeq, a predicted model, not a curated record
AUGGAAGAUUUGUUUGUGACAUUUGUGGGGAUUCUUCUCUUAGACCUGAAGAGGGAAGACCAUGUUCUUGAAGCUAGAUGGAAAGGUACUGCUCAUGAUGCUCGAAUCUUUGAUCAUGCUCUCACAACUUCUAACAUGAAUUUUCCACACCCUCCUAAAGACCCAGCCCAUAAGGCAUGCCCUUCCUUCCUUCUCUCUCCACAGCAAAGUGAGAAAGUGUUGCUGUGUUGCAGAGCACAAGAGGUGGCGGUGGCUGCAAGGAAAACCAUUCAAAUAGCUUCCGCUGCCACCAGAACCCUCCUCUCUCGUCGAUCUUCAUGUCCCACUAAGCUCAAUGGACUUGCCUUUUCUUAUUCUUCUCCUCAGAAACGUGCCCUCUCUUUUUCCCGGCUUCCGGUGCUGUUGGUUGGUGCGCAAGUGUCUUUGACGCCGUUGCAUAGUGCUACUGCCUCUGCCAUGUUCACUUCUCUGCUUUCUCUGCAUAACACUAACUGGGGUUGUCUUUCAGAAGGUUUUGCAACAACUCUAUAACAUGCAAAUGAUACUUCCAGAUACCAUUAGGUGCAGGUUUUGUUUCAGUACUUGUUUCUAGUAGGUUCUGCCAUUAAUUAAUAAUGUAAAUUGAUUAAUUUUUCUCUAUCUUUUGAGAGUUGAGACUGUCACAAUGUGUUGUUGUCCUGCUGACAUUUACGAGGUGAUUGUGCUGUUCAAGCUUUUGGAAAGAUCAGUCUAUUCAAGAUAGUAUAUAGUUAACCCUUCAAUUUGGGAAAAAUUUCCUUGUAAAAUGUAUGCCAGAUUUUGAAGUGGUUUUAUUUUGCAUGAAUCUUCAAUUGAAUUUUUUAUUAUGUCAUGUGAUCUCCUUUUGUCA